AUGUAUGCAGCACGCCCACGUCCAGUGGCAUGGCUUGCGUCCCAUCCGCUCACCUCCACUUCCAUUCUCCCCAGCCCCGCCCCAACCUCUUUCACCUCCGCGAGACUCCCCCACCGUCUUCGUCACGUCGCGCGCCGCCCUCGCCACCCAACCAUCCGUCGCCGCGACACCCCCCAUGCCACCGGCCUGUCGCCCUCGUCAGGACCCGACCGUCCGCCAGGCGCCCCGCCCCCCUCACCCGCUAACGAUCCACGCGGAAUCAACGGCACCUUACCCUUCUACGUUGCCCUUGUCGCCGCCCAGGCCCUCCCGUUCAUCUUCCCCCACUCGGGCGUCGCCGGAGACUUGACCUACUUCACCACCACCGCCGUCGCCGCCUUGAUCAUCGGCUGCCGCCGCGCCCCGUUGGAGCCCUUUCAGUCCCAGCCCAUUUCAAAGACACAGGCUAUCGCCGCCCCUUUUGCAGCCUCCACCUUUUUGUUUGGAAGUUACCUGCUUUUGAAGUACACCACCGUCAACAUCGGCGCCAUAUUCAAUGGCCUCACCACUUUUGCGGGCACACUCUGUCUGAAGGAAGCCUUGGACCCCGUGUUUCAUUCUGCCUUGUCCUUGGCCGGCCUGCAGGACCUCGUCCUGUGGCAACAGAACAGUCCACUGCCGACUGCGGAAGGUGACAACAUUGAGCCCGCCCGCCUAUCUUUGGGCCCCGCGUUGGCAUCCGUUGCGGCCAUCGCCACUACCGUCGCGUACUUGUCGCACGUCGAGCCCACGUUUGUGUUCUCGAACAUGAUUGCGCUUGGCAUUUGUGCGAGGGUAGUCAGCCUCGUUCGACCAGACUCGUUUGUUGUGGCAGCCGGCCUGCUCUGCGGGCUCUUCUUUUACGACAUCUUUUGGGUGUUCGGGUCGGAGGUGAUGGUUUCCGUCGCCACCCAGAUUGAUUCGCCGGGCAAGCUGCUGUUUCCGCGGGACGUUGCAGAUGUUGCGAGCUCGACAGUCAAGUACCCGUACGCCAUCUUGGGGCUUGGAGAUGUUUGCAUUCCUGGAAUCUUCGUGAGCCUGGCGCAAGCUAUGGAUUCCGCGCUAGUGCAGGUCAAAAAGGGAGCGAGCGAAGGGGAUAGCCCGUAUUUCGUUGCGGCUGUCGCGGCGUAUGGGGCGGGGUUGUUGAGCUGCUUUGUUGCAAAUCUCACGACGCAUGUGGCGCAGCCGGCGCUGCUCUACCUCGUCCCAGCUCUUAUACUCAGUAGUUUGGGGAUGGGUAGCGCCAGAGGGGAACUCAAUGAAGUCAUUGGGUUUAAGGUGAAAACAGGAGCAGAGGAAACGCAAGAAUAGAUGACGCCGCAUGGAGAUGUGGUGCUAACGACUAUAGACCAGUUCGAGUCACAUAUGGAACACCUCUCACACAAUGCAACUAUACUGGGUGUCAUCGGGCUCAUGGAAGAUACGGCACGGUGACCCAUGGGGAUUUUUCACGAGCUUCCUGACGUACACUAAUAUUCGUAGUGGGCUCUUCUGUAGUUUUGAUGCCGACUUCCUAUUUUGUCGAACAGUCACUUCUGCGGCAUUCGUUCGGCAUAUCCCAAGUGCUUUUCUACCACAGCUUCGAAGACGAACUACUUCCGCCAGGCACCAUUUCCCCAGUUCGCCUCCUGUUUCGGAUAGAAACGCACAGUUCGCUCUCCCUUGCUGCUUCGGAUCACGAUCCACACGAGUGAAGAGUGAGGGUUGAUAAUCCGACCCCUACAGUUUCCCGUACCGUAUUGGAUAAUCCGAACAGGAAGGAAAAGCGACGCAGUGUAAAAAAAAAUGGGACAGCUUGCCAUUACAAUAGA
This is a messenger RNA of Chondrus crispus (carragheen), 1829 nucleotides long. RefSeq lists its product as hypothetical. The transcript has 2 exons. The record is from RefSeq and is a predicted model, not a curated record. Gene Ontology annotation, molecular function: aspartic endopeptidase activity, intramembrane cleaving. Bases 1 to 1329 code for a protein of 442 amino acids. Lineage: Eukaryota; Rhodophyta; Florideophyceae; Gigartinales; Gigartinaceae. Gene Ontology annotation, cellular component: cytoplasmic side of endoplasmic reticulum membrane; membrane; lumenal side of endoplasmic reticulum membrane. Gene Ontology annotation, biological process: membrane protein proteolysis.